GAGGUGAGUCUCAGCGAAACACGUCGACAUUAAAGCCGCAAAUAGUACUUAUUACGACGACAACCUAGACAUCCUCAUUCAUUCGAUUUCGAAGAUGGCCGACUCGGCGAACAACUCAAACGUUGCAUCUACCACACAGGCAGAGUCAUCAGCCUCGUCGUCACAAUCACCGAACGCACAGCCAGAGUCUGCUACCUCGUCAGCGUCCGCACCGCCCCAGGCAUGUGCGCAAUGCGGGAAGUCUCCGGACUCGCUUAAGCAGUGCAUCAAGUGCCACAGUGUAGCGUACUGCAACAAAGACUGCCAGAAGGCGCACUACAAGGCGCAUAAGAAAGCAUGUCCUAUGCUUGCGCAGGAGUACGUGAAACUGCAUGAGCCGAAGAUGGCAUCAAAAUCCAGUGCAAGUGCACCUGGAGCAAGGGACAAGGGACUGCAGAAGUGGCAGUUUGAUACUUGAGUGUAUGUGAAGGCAAUGGUGGCACAGUGGUCGGCCGGAGACGUGUCUCGAUGGAAUAAAGCUGGACCAGCGUGGAGCUAAGGGGAGGGUACUUGGAAUCAAGCCAAAGUAAAAAGUUCCCGGAGCUCAUCGUGAGCUGAUGUAGUCCGCAUGCGCAAAAGCUUGUGAUGGUGAUUACGUUUCCGACUGGUUCUUGGACGCAUGUAAUGAGCAAGGCACAUCGUCUGACGGACGUUGUGAAAGUGUCUGACAUCUGACAGCCAAUGCACGAGUGGAUCGGUCGCAGAAUUAAUAGCGAAGUUUUACGUUUGUAAACUAUGGGAAUAAACCCUGUACUCGGUAGUGGCGAGAUGAAAAUGCGCGCAACGGCAAGUCCCGUGACGAGUAGCAUGGCGCUGAUCAUUAACUUAAGCUGCAUCCAGCUAAAAAGAAGUUUUCACGGUUUUCGAAUGCUGAC
Alternaria rosae is the source of this 914-nucleotide messenger RNA. RefSeq lists its product as uncharacterized. NCBI's taxonomy places the organism in Eukaryota, Fungi, Ascomycota, Dothideomycetes, Pleosporales, Pleosporaceae. The coding region runs from base 95 to 457 and encodes 120 amino acids. The record is from RefSeq and is a predicted model, not a curated record. The transcript is spliced from 2 exons.